UCACCCCCUUAUUCUGCUCUCUCGCCCAUUUCACCCCUCGAGGGUGUGCAGGUCGAGCAAAGCAAUGACGAUGACGACGAAGUAGCUGAGGCCAUGCUACCCCACGUCACGAACUGGUUCUGGGUUCAGAGAUUCGCCAUCAUCAAGACUGGAACUGGAAUCUUCGUUCCCCAGAAAAUAUACCGCCCAUACACGGAGGCGGACCAGAAACGCUACAUCGCUGAGUGCGAACUCAAGCCAGUCAUCUAUUUCUUUUCCAGUAACCCAUACGAAUACGGUGUCACACUGGAGGACGCCAUAAGGUCUAAGCACAAGGAUUUGCAGGACAAAGACGAGCCAAUGUUUGUGGGAUGUGGUCCGUCCGUGUCCAUCCGCAUCGAGUGGCCUGGUUAUCGCCCGUGGACCAAGCAAAUCCCCACCAAUGACUUCAAAACGCCCAAAGGACCGAUCACUCGAGCCAAGCUGGUCAAAAACCUAGUGAACUGUGUCAAGCGUUUCAUUGAGUGGGCAGCGAAGCAACCUAUGGAGACAAAUGCUGACCGCAGGUGGAAGGUUGGCCCGAAGCGUAUCAAAGUUGAAGAUUUGAUCCUGGUCUCUCUCCACCACGUCACAAAGGGCAGCUGGCAGCCUCAGCUACGUCUCCGCCGGGAAAGCUACGUGGAGUCUGCUCCGUCAGAUGCAGACUGCUCAAUCGGACUCGGACAAGCUCAGACGGUACAGAUGUCUGCGGGUGUCAACGUGCACAACCUCACAGCUAACCUGGCACAUCUUACUGUCUGACCCGUCUGGCAUCAUCUAGUAAACGGUGCUUUGUACAGUAUGUAGUUUGUUUGAGGAAAUUGUAUGGGCUAGCACAUGUCACACAUGGCAGCUUCUAACCAUUCCCUGUACAUCCUCCUGGCAUAUGCAUACAUUGGUUUGUUAUUUCCUUGUGUUCUCCCCAACUACAGAACCCGAAGACAAAGGAGCCCAUCCCCCCCCUCCCCCCUUCCUCCUCUUCCGC
This is a messenger RNA of Pisolithus orientalis, 1003 nucleotides long. RefSeq lists its product as uncharacterized. The transcript has 4 exons. Bases 94 to 780 code for a protein of 228 amino acids. NCBI's taxonomy places the organism in Eukaryota, Fungi, Basidiomycota, Agaricomycetes, Boletales, Pisolithaceae. The record is from RefSeq and is a predicted model, not a curated record.